AAGACGCAUUGUUGAGGAAAUCAUGGAUUAUCUUACCGACACACUCCUCAGGGAGGACCUGCAGCGCCUAAUAACUGAAGAUGGAGCCUGGAAGGCAUUUGUGGAGGCAGCAGAAUUGUCAAGUGAGGAGCAAGCCGCUUUGCAUGAUGCACUGAAGGAGUAUUUAACACAGCCACCCAAAGAUGAAAAUGACGGAGCUCAAAAGGAGCUGCAGAAGAAGAGGUUCUUGAAAGAAUUUCCUCAGUUGAAAAGCAAGCUUGAGGAACACAUCAAGAAGCUCCGAGAGCUAGCUGCCCACAUUGAUGAGGUGCACAGCGGCUGCACCAUCUCCAACGUGGUGGCUGAUUCCACCAGCACUGCCUCUGGAGUCCUGGGCAUCCUAGGUCUAGUUCUGGCUCCCAUUACAGGAGGGACUAGUCUGAUGCUCUCAGCAACUUCCUUGGGGCUGCUGGCAGGUCUGACUAGUAUCACCACCACCGUUGUGGAAGAGAUAAGCAGGCAAUCAGAUGAAGCUGAAGCCAGUCGCCUGGUCGGAGCCAGUAUGGAUACACUGGGUGAGGUUAUAAAGAUCUUGCCUAAGAUGAGCGUCAAAUUUGUUAAUAUAAGUGUGGAUUUAAUCAGUGGCUAUAAAACGCUCAAGGAGCAGGUCAGAGCCAUCCGGAUGGCUAGAGCAGGAAAACUGUCUGUUCAAGGUUCAAGGGGGGUGGAGAACGCCUUAGGGAAUGCCUCUUCUCUUUCAAUAACCAGAGCUGCCAGGAUUAGAGGAGCAGGCUUUACCAGUAUCUUCCUUGGGUUGGAUGUGUAUCAUCUUGUGACUGACACAAUGCACUUGUUCGAUGGGGCAAAGUCUGAGUCAGCUGGAGCACUGCGGGACCUAGCUCAGAAGCUACAGGGAAAGUUAGAGGAAUUUGAGCAUAUUCACAGUGUCCUGAAGGCAGACCUCCCUCAGUGACCCCUCCCCCAAGCAGUGAGGAGUUCAGGGGAGAUAACAAUAAGGGAAGGGGUGGUGAAGGGGAUAUUGGAGGCAUACUGUUACAAGGGAAA
Molecule: messenger RNA, 1044 nt
Organism: Acomys russatus (golden spiny mouse)
Lineage: Eukaryota; Metazoa; Chordata; Mammalia; Rodentia; Muridae
Product: apolipoprotein L3-like
Exons: 2
Coding region: 23-952 (309 amino acids)
Biological process (GO): lipid transport; lipoprotein metabolic process
Cellular component (GO): membrane; extracellular region
Molecular function (GO): lipid binding
Source: RefSeq, a predicted model, not a curated record